CCCGACCCAAUGAUGGGAAAUGGACUACAUACAAAAAGAACCUCGUAGAGCUUUACAAGUUGGAGGAUAACAAGUACUCCAUCAAGGACCUUGAAACGAUGACUCAAGAUGAGGAUGAGAGCGUACGGGCCUUUGGGAUGUGCUUCCAGAAGAUCUCCGACGUGCUGAUGAAGAAGAGGAAGAUCUCAGAGGUCGAACGCUGUACUAUCUUCAUCGGACACCUAUCCAAAGGUAGACAAAAGAGUAUACUUAGAGAUCUUCCACGCGACAAGCUUGACUUCCCAGAAGUCCUAAAGCUCGCGAUAAAGGCAGAGGCAGAUGACUACAAGGACUUGGCGUGGAGAGGGAUGAGGAGACGUGACUUCUCUCUCUACAAGCAGUAUGCCACAGAUAGAUGCCCUCAUUUCAAGGACCACCCUUGGUCGGAGAAGAGUGAAGCCGUGGCCGAGGAAGUGAAGGAGAUAAGGGACAUGGUAAAGGGAUUGACAAGACAGGUUACAAAGAUUGUGACAAGCACAGGAGCCACGACUUACCGGGACAAACCCGGAGGUCCCUAUUCACUUCGCUGGGAUCGGAGGAACACCGAUUCCUGGAGGAGUGUCGAGGACAGAAAUCCUCGCACGCUUACUGAUUAUCGUACGAGGGAAAGGGAGAGAGACGAUGAGUCAUGGCGACGUAGGGAUGACGAGAUAGACCUGGACCACAGAGCUCGCGAGACGUAUGGGCGAGCUAGGAGGCUGAAAGAUUACUCGCGUAGCCCCCGUUAUGAGGCCGAUCGGGGUAGAGGCGACUCUGGAGGCCGGUGGGAGUCAGAUCAGGGUCGACGAGACGGAUAUAGGGACUGCAGAUAUGAGAGAUCAGACCGAGAUGGAUAUAGGGACGAAAGAUAUGAGAGGACGGAUCGAGAUAGCUAUGGAGGUGGCGGAUAUGAGAGAGAAGGUCGAUACAUGGACCGACGAGACGACUCGCGCGGACGGUAUAACCGCGGGGGAUACGCGAGAGAGCGGCACGACAAUUCGCGGGGGUGGUACAACCGAGGAGAUCGGCGUGAUGAGACACGCGAGCGAUACGACGCUGGGGACCGCCGAAACGAUUCACGGGGACGAUAUGAGUUAGGAGGAUCUGGGGGAGACUGCCGCAACGAUUCGCGCGGUCGGAAUGAGAGAGGGAGAUAUGGCGCCUCAUCAGAGCCGUAUCCCAAGUCGCCUGACCCCAGAGCAGCGAGAGGUACGAUCUCCAGAGACACGGACGACAGGCCACCCACCCCUAGGAACUCUUGCGUCUACUGUAGAGGGGAUGAUCACAUCAAGAGAGAUUGCCCGGACCUCAAACGGGCAAAAGAUGAGGGGCUUGUCGUGCUUGACGACCGCAAGUACGUCAAGUGGGCAGAUGAUAUGGGAGAGGUAUCGAUGUUCCCUUCGAUGAAGGAGAAUGUCGAAGCAAGGAGAGUAAAGCCGAGUAAAGGAAAGGAACCGGUCAGGAGUCAGAGCAUCAAGAUAACUUUUGAGGGGGAUAUGGCGACCACACCCAUAAGGGUGGCAGCCACCAAGUCCGCGAGAGGAUCUACAUCGAAGAAGACCGACACGGAUUACGUGAUGGCGGAGAAGGAUGGCGGGCAGCGGAUCGAUGGAGAGGAGGUUAUUCUUUCGCCGCGAAAGCGGGGAGUAAAGAAGUUCUUGAUGAAGAGUUCGCUGGAUGAGAUUGACACGGUAGAGCCACUGAGACGGGCCCUUCGGCAGCCCAUGCAAUACUCUAUUCUGGAGUACCUGGCGGCAUCGAAGCCAGCUCGCGAUGAGUUACAGAUGAUCACACGAAAAACUCGCAUACCUCUAUCAGAGGACGCUCAGGGGGCCCCUAAGGCGAAUGCUCCUUCUUUAGUAGUAACGGGGGUGACUGCCAGAGCGGAUCGCAUGGCGACAGUCCUUCUUGAUGGGAUGGAAGGUAUACCUCCAGACAAGUUUUACAUACUUGGUAGUGGGGCCGUGGAGACGAUCAUAAACGAUGGAGCGGUACUCGAUGCUGUGAUCAAUAACGACAGUGAGGCUGUCAUUAUAGACGAGGAUCUGGCGGUACAGGUUGGACUGUGCCUCGAUAGGUCAUACCUAUUCAAGAUAGAGACGACUGAUGAGAGAAAGCAACAGAUCACUGGGGUUUGUCACAAGGCAGCCAUAGAGGUCCAAGGGGUACGAGUGACCCUGCCUGUCUUUGCAGUCAAGAACUGCAGUUCCAAUCUGCUAUAGGGACGAACGUGGUUAAGCCACGUGCAUGCAGUGACGAUAGAGCAACCGGACGGGAGCCAGACAUUGUCCAUUAAGAAGC
Messenger RNA from Chara braunii, 2319 nucleotides. The record is from the annotation of a GenBank genome assembly. Lineage: Eukaryota; Viridiplantae; Streptophyta; Charophyceae; Charales; Characeae.